This is a messenger RNA of Apiotrichum porosum, 2211 nucleotides long. RefSeq lists its product as uncharacterized. NCBI's taxonomy places the organism in Eukaryota, Fungi, Basidiomycota, Tremellomycetes, Trichosporonales, Trichosporonaceae. The transcript has a single exon. Bases 1 to 2211 code for a protein of 736 amino acids. The record is from RefSeq and is a predicted model, not a curated record.
AUGAUCAUCCCGCCCGACCCAGAAAAGGACCCGCGUCUCUUCGCCGAGUCGCGGGCCUCGCUGGUCACUGUCGAGGCUGACUUGGUCGACCUGGCAGACCUCGAUGGUCCCCAGCUGCCAGCCGUCGCGUACCACCCGCCAGGGACGUAUCCGUACGAUGCGUCGCCGUUUGCAGACGACUUUGCGGUGUACCCCGCCGAAGACCUGCCUCCCUACGAGGGCCGACGAGCACGGACAAGCGCAGCAACGGUGGCAGCAGCAGCAACAGCAGCAGGGGAGCAACGACAACGGCGGUCGACACGGAACAGUGGCCCUCCAACGGGCUUGCUGGUACGCACGACCAGUGUGAGCGGCUCGUCGACGUCCAGCCGUUCGUCGGCGCACUCUUCGUUUGGCCGCCUGCUAUCGACACGUCGAGCGUCGUCUACCCGACCUGAUGCCGUUGACGCAAUUACUCCCACCAGCACCACCAGCACUGCGGUGCACCGCGACGACGACCACAACGAGCGGUCCAAGUUGUGGGAGGGACUUGUCAUCGACCCGAGCGACAAGAAGCAGUGGUGCGGCAUCCCCAUCCCAGGGCGACCACGGGUACCCGUGUCACCCGAGAUGCGCGACUUUUGGCGCAAGCAUCGACGAUGGAUCAUCUUGCUGUCAAUAUUGGUCGGUGGCGCCAUCCUUGUCGGGGCAGGUCUUGCUGCCGGGUUUGUGUCGGCCAUGAAGACACGAAAGAACGAUGCAAAGCAAAAGACAUGGCACGGCAAGCCACCACCGCAAAACACAGUUGAGACGGGCAACCUCACCAUCACGUACGAGCCCAAACGCGAUGGGCCCACAACAGAAGACGGCACACCGUACAACUGCAACAACUUUCAACCGCUCAACACGUCGGGCUCGCUGAGCCAGCUGGCCGUGUCGAGCGAGUACUUUGACCACUACAUCACCACUUACACAUGGCCACUCAACGCCACAAUGAAUGGGCUGCCGAGCCUGUCGGACCCCCUCUACUUUAUCGCCAGCGGUCUCGCCACCUCGGGCACCGUCGAGUUUAUUGGCACCAACGCGCCUGCCGAUGUCAUUGCUGGAGGCACCGAGGGUGUCGUCCAGCUGGAUGUUCUCGUCCGCGUUCCCCUGAACCGCACCAUGGACUCGCUCGCUCGUGUAUGCCAACUGGAACGAGCGGACGGUUCCCAGGGCGUGGGCAUCUUCACUCCCCUCCAGACGGACAGUGGCGGUGCAGCACCAUACCUCCUAAACCCGCUAGAGACACCGGGAUUCCACACGGUCAUCCGUCUGCCACCGUCGAUGCUGGCCGCCAAGGCCCCAUCCGCAUUCCUCCCCAAUGUCUCCCUGGACCUGGCGCAGAUGGGUGUUCGCAUCGGCAACUUUGCGACGGUCGCCGAGUUUGGCCACCUUGACAUUCAGGCCGACUGCCGUGGUGGCGGUGUCGUCGUCAGCUCUGUGGUAGCACAGGCCAUUUCCAUUGCCGGUUCUGAAGGAACCGUGCAGGGCCUCUUCAACGUGUCCCAGGCUCUGAGCAUCAACUCGACGUCGGGCACCAUCCUCGCCAACGUCAUCCUGCACAACCCCAGCGACACGUCGGACAACUCGACGACGCUGACGUCGACAAUGCCCGGCUUGCGGCGUCGUUACAACAACCAAGGUGACAGCAACAACCACGGAAACCCCCAGCAGUACCAGCAGUACGCCGAGUACCAGGCUCAGAUCCACGAGCCCACGCACUGGAUCAACACCACGUUCCUCACCAACGAGGGCUUCAUCUUUGUCGACUUCCUCCACCACCCGCCAUCCACCGCGCUCCAGACCACGGUCAUGUCCCAGUCGGGCAUUGUCGAUGUGUCGAUGCACCCCAACUUUGUCGGGCCGUUUGCACUGGAAAAUCUCUGGGGCGCCAUCCGGCUGCCACCCUUGGCAUCCACCACCUUGGUCGACCCGCUGAACAUGGGCCGGUCGCGCAUGUAUGCCCAGGGCACGAUCGACGUGGCCAACAGCACAUUCUUUGACCGCGCACCGCUACUCUCACACCUGUCGACGGCCGCCACGUCCGUCACGGGUGCUGCGUUCUGGGCGUACCCGCGGGGAGACAUCCCCACGCCGCUACAGGUCCAGAACGGCGCCGAAGGCAAGGGAUCCGGCCUCGUCGCGCUCGCCAACCUCGGCGACUUGCAGGUCACCUUUGACGGGACCUAG